CAGUCGGUGGUCGGCGCCGUGUGGGGUGGGAUGUCCCGGUCCGCGGCUGUGCGGGGAGCGAUCGCGAUGGCUCGGCUGCCGCUCCUCCUGUGCGCCGCAUCGGGGUUGCUGCUGGCAGCGGUCGCGGCCAUCCCCCCGCCCGAGGAGGCGGCGCGCAUGGCGCGCUACGUCCUGCACAGCUGCGACUGGGGCGCGCUGGCCACGCUGUCGGCACAGGAGGGGCUGCGCGGCCGCCCCUUCGCCAACAUCUUCUCCCUCAGCGACGGCCCGCCCGGGCCCUGCGGCGGCAGCGGCGUCCCCUAUCUGUACCUGACCGACAUGGAGAUCUCCGUGCAGGACCUGGAGGUCAAUUCAAAUGCCUCUUUGACUGUAUCCUUGGCACAGACUCCUUACUGCAGGAAGCACAGAUAUGAUCCACAGAACCCCCUCUGUGCCCACAUAAUCUUCGUUGGGAGCAUUGUAAAGGUGAAUGAUACAGAAGCAGGCUUAGCAAAAAAAGCAUUAUUCAGUCGCCACCCUGAAAUGGAAAGUUGGCCCAAGGAUCAUAAUUGGUUCUUUGCCAAAUUCAACAUCACCAAUAUUUGGGUCCUGGACUACUUUGGUGGAUUGAAAAUUGUGACACCAGAAGAGUACUACAGUGCCAAGCCUUAGUGGAAGAAGACCCUUGGUGAUGCUGAUAUGGAAAUGAAUUACUUUGGCUGUUUCAUGAAACAUUUGUUUUUUCUAUGUAAUGUAGAGCUGAAAUAAUAAUACAAUAAAUCAAACACCUUGCAUUGUUAAUGAGCAUGUAUUAUACCCUUAUGAAGCAGAUUGAACUUCUCACUAACUUGAAUCACGUCACUGAAAAACUUUUGUGCAUAAGCAAUAACUAAAUUUUAUUCACUAGAUGCGAAUUUGACAUGGUGCAUUCAGAAAUGUUGUGUUUACUGGAAUCUAAAGGAUUAGUCCAGUUCUAAAGCUUUCAGUGCCUUAGUUAAAUAAUGUUUCUGAGCACUUUCCAAUUUAUUUUAUUUUUAAUACCAGUUUAGUUUAGAAUUUUAUGGUGAAGUCCUACAGGAUGGCUCAGCUGAUGAAAUGGAAAGCAGUGCCUGUAUUACAGUGGCAAAUGAUGUGCUGAGUUCCCAAAUCCUGUUAAGAAUUUUCUUUGCAUGCUGAUAAACUCACUUGUUUGAGCCACUUUUCUGUUUUAUUGAAUGUGCUGUCGAAUACAGUUGUGUUCAUGCCAGCUGUACCUAUAACUCAGGAUAAGUUCUUGGUAAUUCCUCAGCUGAUUAUGUGCCCUGACUCUGUAAUAGAAGCAGAUCACUAGUACCUAAAAUAUCUGACUUAAGAAGACUGGUGUCUUGUAAAUUCAGUGAGAAUUUACAAUGCUGUAAAGGAUAAAUGUUUUCUAAUUGAGAUUCUGAAAUACUCAGCUUUAUUAGAGUGGUCAAAUGGCAAUUUAUCAGCUUUUAUUACCCUCAACAGCAGAACUGAGCAGAUUUUGGGGUCUGGAAGCCUUACACAGCAAUUUUGGAUGAGUAAACCCAGAAGUGAAAAAGAAGCAAUACAGUAUGACAUAAGUGUUUAAUGAUUUGUAGAGACUGAAAAUUAAUGAAAGGUGUGCUUAACUAAUUCUGUGUUAAAGUAAGUUGCACCCAACCACAAAAACCCACCUUUUUAAUAUCCUCUCCUGUGUGCUAAGUUCACAAACACUAAAAAAUGUUUAUGAAGGACUAGGUUGAUUUUACAGUGAGCAAAUGUUACCUAGUUGACACAGAGUAAAGAAUUUAGACUCCCUAGAGGAGGUUGAUAUAUAGAACAGUGGGAUUUGUCAUGUAAAAUUGCUGUGUCUUAAUGUUGCUGUUAUAUCACUCCUUUUCUCAAGUACUGGGAUGAUUUGUGGAAGUAUAUUUUAUGUAACUUAUUAAGAGUAUUUUCUUCACAAGGGGAAGGAAGGUACUUGGUAUUGUUCUGUUCUACUAUUUUAAAACUAAUUUAGGAUCAAAAAAACUUAUAGUAUAGAAACAAUUUAUGUUGAAUAGGUGACAUUGAUAUUUAAUGUGAAAUUGAAAAAUAUUUUUAUAUAAGGUAUUACAGUUGUGAAAACUCAAAUGCAUCUCUGUUAUGGACUCAGUCCUUUCUGUGAGGACACUUGAAUGCAUUACUUAAAACCCUGUAACUUUUGAUGUGUGAGACUGAUGAUGCUGGGCUUUUUUUAAAAAUUAAAAUAUUUUUUUGACAA
This is a messenger RNA of Parus major (Great Tit), 2224 nucleotides long. It is a transcript of the gene CREG1, whose product is annotated as cellular repressor of E1A stimulated genes 1. The record is from RefSeq and is a predicted model, not a curated record. The coding region runs from base 31 to 651 and encodes 206 amino acids. Lineage: Eukaryota; Metazoa; Chordata; Aves; Passeriformes; Paridae. The transcript is spliced from 4 exons.